CAUGAAGAUGGCAGCAAGGAUUAUAGAGCAACUCCACCACCCAUCUCUCUCCCAAGCCCUCACUGCUCUCACCGCCGCCUCCCACCUCCAUCAAGCCCAUGCUCACCUCAUCAUCUCCGGCCUCGCCUCCCACCCUUUCACCGUCACCCGCCUCCUCGCCUGCGCCGCCCUCUCCCCCUCCGCCUCCGACCUCCCCCACGCCAAAACCAUUUUCCUCCACACCCACAACCCGUCCCCCUUCAUGUUCAACACCAUCAUCAUGGCCUCCUCCAGAACUCUCGACUCCGUCACUUUCUACGUCUGCAUGUUGCAUGCAGGCCACUUUCCUGAUAAUUUCACUUUCCCUUUCCUCAUCAAAUCUUCUUCCGCCUCACCCACGAGCCUCCUUGGUCACCAACUCCACGCCCAUGUCGUGAAGUUCGGGCUCGACCGCGACGUCUUCGUUGUGAACAACAUGAUCGCCUUGUAUUCAAGUUUUCGAGAACUGCGAUCUGCUCGGAAGGUGUUUGAUGAAAGUUAUAGCUUGGUUGAUGUUGUGUCGUGGACUACAUUGAUCACUGGGUUCUCUAAUUCGGGCCAGAUUGAUGAGGCCCGGAAAAUGUUUGAUCUAAUGCCGCUGAAGAAUACUGUUUCAUGGAAUGCAAUGAUCUCAGGAUAUACUGGGUCCAGUAGAAUCAACGAAGCGCGAAAGCUGUUUGAUGAAAUGCCUGACCGAGACGCGGCAUCAUGGAGCGCAAUGGUUUCGGGGUAUUCGCAAUUGGGGAUGUGCAAUGAGGCCUUGGAGCUGUUCAUGGAGAUGGUGAUUGGGGAUAAGAUGAUUCCGAAUGAAGCAGCAUUGGUCAGUGCAGUUUCCGCAUGCGCUCAACUGAGGGCGUUGGAGGAAGGGCGGUGGCUGCAUAGCUACAUCAAAGAGAAGAAGCUGAGGAUUAAUGUGACAUUAGGUACAGUGCUGUUGGACAUGUAUGGCAAAUGUGGGAGCAUCCUUGAUGCUGCAGGAGUCUUCAAUUCGAUGUCCGAAAGGAAUGUGAAUUCAUGGAACUCAAUGAUAGCAGGGUUGGCCUUAAAUGGAUGUGGGAAGGAAGCAUUGUCGUUGUUUUGGAAAAUGCAGUUUGUGGGUCCUUCUCCUAAUGCCAUAACCUUCAUUGCGUUGUUGACCGGGUGCAGCCACUCAGGGUUAAUCGCAGAGGGUCGAUGGCUUUUCAGCAUGAUGACUCAAGUUUAUGGCAUAAAACCUCAGCUGAAGCACUACGGUUGCAUGGUUGAUAUGCUGGGGCGUGCAGGGCUCGUUAAGGAAGCGCUAGAUUUUGUGGAGAAAAUGCCAAUGAAGCCCCAUCCUGAGUUAUGGGGCGCCCUUGUUGGGGCGUGUAGAAUUCAUGGCCAAGUUGAGCUAGGUGAAGAGCUUGGCAAACGUCUCAUUGAUUUGGAGCCACACCAUGGUGGGAGGUAUGCUCUUUUGUGUAAUAUAUUUGCAGCUGCUCAGAGAUGGGAUGAUGUUGCCAUGGUGAGAGAUUUGGAGAAAGGCAGAAAGGUUUUAAAGAAUCCAGGAAAUAGUAUAGUGGAAACAUAGAAGUAUUAAUAGUCAUCAUAGCAGAUCUGAAGAUUCUGAUGCGCCAUAGGUGAUUCCCAAGCACGGGUCCAUCAUGACCUGUGAGGAUUGAUUUUGCAGCUUCCCAUUUGAGGGCUGAUAAAAAACAGAUGGUCUGGGAGCUGAGGAAGGAUCAAUAAUGGUUAUGAAUUUUGGUGCAACUGAUGAAGAUGGUGAACUCAAGGGACUCCAGUGCCUGGUUACUGCAAAGUUUUCCUGAUUGAUGAGGGUCUUAUAGGAUAAUGGAUCUCCAAGCAGCAAGAUGUAUGACACCUAUGAAAGAAGGAGAAGGAAAAAAAAGUUUUACACCAAACAUGGUGUGUAUGAGCAGUCUGAUUUUGGUGAAAUUCUGCAUGGAUCCCCUUAUGCAUGAUAAUCACCCAAAUCCCAUUGGAUGGCCUUGGAGCUAAGAGACUUAGAAAGUGGAGUCUAAUAUAAAACAUUAACUAUUUUCUUUCUUUUCCUAGGUAGAAGUGAUAACUUUUUUAUAUACAUACACCUUUUAUACAUGUAUUCUCUUUUCGUA
Vitis riparia (riverbank grape) is the source of this 2111-nucleotide messenger RNA. Its product is annotated as pentatricopeptide repeat-containing protein At5g66520-like. The transcript has 2 exons. The coding region runs from base 2 to 1567 and encodes 521 amino acids. Gene Ontology annotation, molecular function: protein binding; RNA binding. Lineage: Eukaryota; Viridiplantae; Streptophyta; Magnoliopsida; Vitales; Vitaceae. The record is from RefSeq and is a predicted model, not a curated record. Gene Ontology annotation, biological process: RNA modification.